This is a messenger RNA of Penicillium maclennaniae, 339 nucleotides long. RefSeq lists its product as uncharacterized. The record is from RefSeq and is a predicted model, not a curated record. The transcript has a single exon. The coding region runs from base 1 to 339 and encodes 112 amino acids. Lineage: Eukaryota; Fungi; Ascomycota; Eurotiomycetes; Eurotiales; Aspergillaceae.
AUGCCUUCAGCAACAGGAACCAUCAGGAAGAACGAAGAAGGCGCCAUCAGAGGCCAAUUCGCAGUCGAUGGAUCCACUUAUUAUUUCGUUGGCACUCUCCUCACUCCAAUCUCCUCGUUCGGCAUUUCGAACGCUCGUAUCACGUAUAAGUCUACCGAACAGCUUCAGGAGCAACCUAUAAUGUUCGAGGAAAUUCCCAUUCAAAAGGACCAGAUCGAGUUCAGGUUGCAGAAUGGUGUUCAGGUCUCUGGGUUCUUCGAUGAGCCAUUCAGUGAUGAUGUCGUCAAUGAUCAAACUUUGGUUGCCGGUGGUGCGGCUUGGAUGCAGAUGGAAUCAUGA